AUGUUACAGCUCUUAUCUCGUCUUCGACCGGCCAAAAAGAAGCAACCAGCGGCUACUCGUCCAAAAAUAGCCCAACAGAUCCCGGACCUCAAUGAAUUCCUCUUGAAAAGAGACUAUGCAGCUGCUAUAUCGCUAUUGGAGUUCAAACAAAAAAAUGGCGAGAAAAAUGAAACCACAGAACUAUGGCUUGGACAUUGCUAUUUCAGAUCAGGAGACUAUAAGAAGGCUUUAGAUGUAUAUGAGGGCAUGAAAAACAGUGGGAAUGAAAAUCCAGACCUUCCAGUGUUCCUAGGAAUAUGUUAUUUCUACCUGGGGAUGUAUGAGGAAGCAAAAAAUAUAGCUGAGAAAGCAGAGCGAUCUCCACUACAGAAUCGAUUGCUUUUCCAUGUGGCUCAUAAACUUGGAGAGGAGAGACGAUUAAUGGCGCAUCACCAACUUCUUGGAAAUACUAUGGAGGAUCAAUUGUCGUUGGCUUCAAUUCAUUAUAUGCGUAUGCACUACUCGGAAGCUAUCGAAGUGUACAAAUCGAUACUUCAGGAACACGCAAAUAUGAUCGCCUUGAACGUCUACAUGGCUAUGUGUUAUUAUAAGAUGGACUACUUUGAUGUAGCACAGGAAGUGCUCGCCGUGUAUCUCCGCUCAUUCCCGGACAGUCCAGCUGCACUGAAUUUAAAAGCAUGUAUAACUUUUAAAACAUACAACGGCAAAGCAGCAUUACCAGAAGUGGAGGCACUCCAGAAAGCAACUUUGUAUCCGGCUGCUGCAGAUCUUCUUCGCCACAAUACCGUUGUAUUCAAAGACGGCGAUGGAGCAAUGCAGGUUUUCCCUGGAUUGAUGGAUACGCUUCCAGAGGCAAGAGUGAACCUGAUUCUCUAUCACCUCAAAAGAAAUGAUAUUGAGAGUGCGAUGACGUUGUGCAACGACUUGGAGCCUCAAUCCACCGUUGAGUUCCUUGUGAAAGCGGUAGCUUUUGCUUAUUGGGGACAACUAAAGGAAUCGAAAGAUCAUCUAAAGACAGCGGAACAGUUCUUUAAGAUGGUUGGAGAGUCUCCUUACGACACAGAUACCAUUCCUGGACGUCAAAGCAUGGCAUGCUCACUUUUCCUAAGCGGACAAUAUGAAGAUGCGUUAGUCUAUUUAAACUCAAUUCAGGCCUACCACAAUAGCGACGACGUCUUUUCGUUCAACACUGCCCAAACAGAAAUGCAAUGCGGGAUGUGGAAAGAGGCUGAGGAGCAUUUUCUUGCAGUCACAGGGCCUGAUCGAGACAAACCAGCGUUUAAAUUUAUGCUUACUAAAACUUUUAUAAUGAAUCACAAGCCUCAACUCGCAUGGGAUAUCUACAGUAGAUCCACGGAUCCGAAGGAAUCCUUCAAUAUACUACGCAUCAUUGCAAUGGAUUGUUAUACAGUUGGCGAAUUCUACUAUGCCGCAAAAGCGUUCGAUGGAUUAGAGAAAAUUGAUCCAUCACCGGAAAAUUGGCAAGGAAAACGAGGCGCCACCUGUGGUCUCUUCAAGAUGCUUGUACAAGGCAGAGCAACCAACGAGCAAAUGUCGGAAGUUCUACAACUGCUCGAUCGAGGAAAUCAUCCGCAAGCCGAUUUUGUAUCAUCGACGAUACGAAAAUGGGCCAAAACACAUGAAAUUAAUUUAGAUUAA
Molecule: messenger RNA, 1659 nt
Organism: Necator americanus (New World hookworm)
Lineage: Eukaryota; Metazoa; Nematoda; Chromadorea; Rhabditida; Ancylostomatidae
Exons: 16
Coding region: 1-1659 (552 amino acids)
Biological process (GO): intraciliary anterograde transport; intraciliary transport involved in cilium assembly
Cellular component (GO): intraciliary transport particle B; ciliary base; ciliary basal body
Molecular function (GO): protein binding; intraciliary transport particle B binding
Source: RefSeq, a predicted model, not a curated record